AUGCAAACGCCGAAUGGUGCUGGUGGUGAACCCACAGGGCAAAACGGCAAUCCCCAUGGAGUAGACAAUGCAGUGCCGGCAUUGAGUCAACAAGAGACCACGCGUAUCGUCCAUGAGCAAAUUCGAAGCGAAGCCGAGGCACCUGUUCAUUCAUUUCAACCGCAUUCAAGUCCUACAGCCAAACGAGCCCAAGCUGAACGCGCCAUUCCAGCUGACCUCUUGCCGGAUUUCCGCAACCUUGGCAACAAGCGUGGUGGUCUUCAUACUGAACUCGGCACCAAUGACGUGAAUCAAAUUCGACAAGCCCUGACAGCAGCACAAAAAAAGCCCAUUGCUCCCGUCAAAACGACACAUGUUCGACAACCAAGUAGUGCUACGACCACCCCUCGUACACCCCGCACACCUUCCACUGCUUCUGGUACAGCAGCAGCAGCAACAACAACGGCUUCGUCACGUAUACCAGAAUGGUAUCGAGUGGGUUGGACAGCAUUCUCAAGCACACCCAAUCCUGGAGGCCCACCCUUACUUGCAGCAUCUGAAAAAAAGCUCGAUGAUCCUUUGGAACAAGCUGUGGCAACCUUGUUUUACAAUCGCUGGUGGAACAAUACGGCAGCCAUCUUUGUCAUUGGGACCAUCUUUUGGUUUCUUGGAAGAAUCGGUGGUGGAUUUGUCACAUUUUGUAUUGGAUGUCUCUUUGUAGCUACCUACUACAAGACAACCACUGAUCGAUUCAAGAGAGGUGCACGAGAUGACAUUGAUAGAGAGCUUACUCGACUACGAUCUACUGAAGCCGGCGCAGAGACCGUUGAAUGGCUCAACAACUUUUUGGAACGCUUUUGGCUCAUCUUCGAACCUGUCAUGAGUGCCUAUGUGAUUGAGAACAUUGACACCUACUUGGUGGAUUAUCUUCCUGGAUUCCUCGAUUCAGUACGAUUGACAACAUUUACCUUGGGCACCAAACCUUUUCGUGUGGAAAGUGUACGAUCCAUUUCAGAACCAGAACCAGAUACUGUGUGCAUGGAUUGGAUCGUCUCUUUUAGACCCAAUGACUUGUCAGAUAUGACCAAGAAACAAGUUGAGCGAAAGGUCAAUCCCAAAGUCGUUCUCACCAUUCGUCUUGGCAAGGGCAUGGUUGGUGCGGGUAUUCCAGUCCUCGUGGAAGAUAUGAGUUUCCAAGGAUCGAUGCGUGUCAAGCUCAAGUUUAUGAGCAAAUUCCCUCAUAUCAAGUUGGUGGAAGCUUGUUUCCUCUCAAAGCCCAAGUUCGAUUACGUCCUCAAACCUAUUGGCGGUGAAACCUUUGGUAUUGACGUUACCAAUAUUCCCGGCCUUCAAAGCUUUGUUCGCGAUCAGGUUCAUGCCAUUCUAGGUCCAAUGAUGUAUUAUCCCAACGUAUUCUCCUUUGAUGUUGACAAGUUCUUUUCGGGUGAAUUGGAUAUUACUCAAGCCAAUGGCAUCUUGGCAGUAACGGUUUAUUCCACCACACCCAUCAAUGCAAAGGAUAUCUCGGGCACCUUGAACCCGUAUGUUCGCUUUUACCUUGAUAAGGCACAAGAACUUGGACGAUCCACUGUGCAAGAAAAUACCAUUGAACCUCGCUGGAACGAGACACACUUUUUGAUGCUCAACAACCUCAGCUCGACAUUAUCGCUUGAACUACGUAAUCAACAAACCGGAUCCAAGGAUCGACGUAUUGCACGUGCACACUUUGAACUAAGCGAAUUGGAAUCGGAUGUCGAUUACAGCGUGGAAGGCCUUGACUUGGAUCUGUUGCACAAUGGCAAACCCUGCAGCCAGCUUAAGGUUGACAUGCGUUAUAUGCCGGUGUCCAAACCUAUUCCACGUGACGAUGGUACCGUAGAGCCAGCUGCUGAAUCGAAUUCUGGUAUUUUACGCUUUACUGUCAACGAAUGCCGACGCCUUCAAUCCGCACGUGUCAAUCCUUAUGUGAGAGUGAUGAUCAAUGGCGCUGAGCGUAUACAGACACCCGUAUUCAAGCGUACAGCCAAUCCCAAGUUUGAGCGAUCGGGUGAAGUUGUGGUGUUGGAUCAAACGGCCGUUUACAUCCGUGUUGAAGUCAAGGAUAGCAUCAGCUUUGCCGAAGAUACAACCCUUGGUGUUUUCAAAAUGUAUCUUGUGGAAAUGAUGCAGCAGCUACAAACGAAUGAUGGAUGGUGGGAUCUCAUGUAUGAUAACGGUCAACCAGCACAAGGCCGUAUUCGUCUCAGUGUUCAAUGGAAGCCUGUAGUCAUGUCAGGAUUAUCAGAUGCACUAGGUCUUGGCUUGUAUACUCCACCUAUCGGUGUGGUACGUUUGACAUUUUGGCGUGCACGGGAUCUUAAGAAUGUUGAAGGCGUCACCAGCAAAUCCGAUCCAUACGUUCGAGUUAUGGCAGGUGCUCAAGUGCGUACACGCACUGAAGUUAUUGACAACAACCUGGAUCCUGAAUGGGGAGAGACUCAAUAUGUACCAGUGCACUCUGAUAAGGAAGAUCUCAAGCUCGAAGUGAUGGAUUGGAACGCAAAGACAAAGGAUCGUACGCUUGGCUUUACUAUUUUGCGUAUGAAAGACAUUGUCAAGCAGUGCUCGGAUGGCCAUAAUCGCUGGUAUGAGCCAACCGGCAAGGUCAUUGAUCAAUGGGCGCCAUUAAAGUCUGCUGAUCGUAAGGCUGACAAGGGCGAGCUUCGUUACACUGCCGAGUUUUAUCCUACAUUGACACUUCCAAAGCCCAAAGAUGAGGAGGAAGAAGAUGAUGGCGAGAAUGAGAAUGAGGAAAAGGCGGCCCCUGUUGUGGAGGAACCACCUAUCAAUGACCUGCAUAAUGUACCUAUUCGCUAUACCCCUGAUGAUUUGGUCGACUUGAUGGCAUACAAUUCAGGUGUACUCAAGGUCAAGAUUCAUGAAGUUAGACUCCCAAGUGCCAGCACAGCCUAUUGUCAGCUCUUGGUGGAUGCAUUGAUGCCUCAAUUCCAAACAGCCAAAAUGAAAGGUCGCACGCUUGCAUUCAAUGAAACAGGUGAUGCCUUUGUCAAGGAAGCCGACUUUUCACGUGUGGCCAUUGAAAUCAAGCCUGAGCAUGCGGAUGAAAAGGAUGAUAUCAAGAUUGGCUAUUGGGUGGAAGCCGUGAGCAGCAUUGUCAGAAGAAUUCAAGCACGUCGUCGUAGCAUGGAAAAUGAUGAUGAAGGUGAAUGGUUUGAGCUAUUGGGCACGACCUUGCCAGGUGGACAAAUUCGCCUCAGCUUCGAUUACACGCCUCUUGUCAACUUUACUUUGAAUCCAAACGAGAGCCUUGACAACCAAGGCCAAUUGACAGUGACGCUUUUGGAUGCAAAAGAUCUGAUGGCUGCCGACAAGUCUGGCACGAGUGAUCCUUAUGUGGUGUUUACAGUGAAUGGCGAGCGAGUACACAAGAGUGCAACAGUGAAAAAGACGGUGAAUCCUUCUUGGAAGAAUGAGCAAUUUAUUGUGCCAAUCCAAUCUCGUGUCACGGCAAGUUUCCGAAUUGAAGUUUUCGACUGGAAUCAGUUCAUGGGCGAUCAACCAUUGGGCUCUGGUGGUAUUUCCAUUCGUGGUGACUUUGUCGAGAGUUUUGUGGCCAAACAAGUCAAGAUCCCAUUGGAUGGUAUUGAAGGCGUCAGUGGUUAUGUGCGUGUACGGUUCCUAUGGCAACCACAAUUGUUGAUCCGGAAAAAGACACAUACAUCAGUACUCGGUGAUACACGCACGUAUACCAACAUGAAUCUUACAAGCACCUCGUUACGUGUACCAACAAUGACCAAAUCCAGCUCUUUUCUUUCACCGGCUUCAGCUGCUGCAAGACCUUCCCCUACCAACGUAGCACCACCACCGCCACCAUCACAACAACAACAAUUACCAGUGACACCGCAACCAGCACCGAUUGCUCGAUCAUCACCACUUGCACCCAACAACAGCACCAGUAAUAGCUCUAUCAACCGUACACCCACAAUGAGCACAAGUCGUAAUGGCCAUACAAGAAAUGAAUCCCAAGCCUCUUCAAUUCUAUCUGCAAAGGAGCGUCAUAGCGUGGAUACCAUGUCGAUGAAUGAUGAGAUGCUGCAACAUGGUGAUGGUACUGCAACCGGAUUGGAUGGCACAGUGUCAAUAUGCCUCGUUGAAGCACGAUCAUUGCGUGGCGUUGAUAAGAGCGGCACAAGUGACCCCUAUGUGCGACUACGAUUGGGAAAGAAGCAGGUCUUCAAGACCAAACAUGUCAAGAAAACACUUGCUCCACAAUGGAAUGAAACAUUCCGAUGUCAAGUUUCUGCACAGCCAACGCCUAUCAACUUUAAGGUGAAAGACUAUAACCGUUUCAGUCACUCAGUGGAGCUUGGUCAAUGCCAAUGGAAUCUAUGGGAUUUGUUACGACCCAAUGACCAAGUGACUAGUAUUGAUCAGUGGCUUCCUUUAUAUCCCACCGGCCAUGGUGAAAUUCAUGUUAGGAUCGAGUUUACCCAAUAA
Messenger RNA from Lichtheimia ornata, 4476 nucleotides. RefSeq lists its product as uncharacterized. The coding region runs from base 1 to 4476 and encodes 1491 amino acids. Gene Ontology annotation, molecular function: lipid binding. Lineage: Eukaryota; Fungi; Mucoromycota; Mucoromycetes; Mucorales; Lichtheimiaceae. The transcript is spliced from 11 exons. The record is from RefSeq and is a predicted model, not a curated record.